Messenger RNA from Rubroshorea leprosula, 1237 nucleotides. The record is from the annotation of a GenBank genome assembly. NCBI's taxonomy places the organism in Eukaryota, Viridiplantae, Streptophyta, Magnoliopsida, Malvales, Dipterocarpaceae.
GGCUGCCGCCGAUCAACCUUUCCUGAUAGCUAGCGGCGCCAUCCGGACGUCUCUGUCAUGCCCUCUUCCGGAUUACAUUCUUGAGUUAUGGAAAGUUCAUGGGGGUUGAACAAUUUUGCAAAAUCUACAAGACAGAUUACGCUACCACCUAAAUGCCCCUUUCAAUGGACUCCACCCUCAAAUGCAGUUGAAGCAGAAUGUAACCUCAAUCCUAGAAGGGAAAAUGUACACCACCAGCGUACGCCUUCUGAUAGCAUUCUUUUAGAGGAACAACCUGCUUGGCUUGAUGAACUCCUUAAUGAGCCAGAGACGCCUGUUUACGGAGGCCACAGACGUUCAUCCAGCGACCCUGCUGCAUACUUUCACAUUGCAACGGAGUCAUUUGGGAAGGAAGAACUCAAUUUUAGUAGUUUUCCUGCUGCACCCUCUUGGCAAUCUCAAAAUAAUGUUCAGCCUGAAGAUUUGUGGCACUUUCCCCUUCAUACAAAAACUUUUUCUUUAGAUAAACAUAAGAAUAGAGCAUGUGACUCGUCCUUGAUCUAUUCAAAUGACCUUCAAAUGCCUGGAUUACCAUGUGCUCCGUGGGAACUAUGUGCUUUGCCAUCUAAAAUUACUGCAAAGCCAUAUCUAGAAGGUGCAGAAGGGUCUUCUGCAAGAAAUGACUGCUCAAAUGAUAAACAUUCUGCAUCCAGGACCGAUCCAAAACGCAUUAAACAGCAAAUUGCGCAUAGGUCACGUGUGAAGAGACUUCAAUACAUAGCUGACCUGGAAAGAAACGUGCAGAUAUUACAGGCAGAAGGAGCUCAAGUGUCAGCUCAACUUGAAUACUUUGAGGAGCAGAAUCUUCUACUGGGCAUGGAAAAUAGAGCUCUGAAACAGCGCUUGGAUAGCUUGUCUCAGGAGCAACUCAUAAAACACUUCGAGCAGAAUAUGCUAGAGAGAGAGAUAGGUAGGCUUCAAUUUCUAUUGCAGCAGCAGCAGCAGCAGCAGCAACAACAACAGCAUCAAUUGCAGCAGAAGCAGCAAAAGAAGCAGAGGCAUUCUGGUCAUCGUCGAUCCAACAGUGCAGACCUUGUGUCCCAAGUUGCUAACCUGUCUGUGUAAUGUAUCAGGAAGCCAGUUUCUGAAGACAAAAUUAGAGGUCACUCCACAUUUAGAUAUGGAUAAGCAGAAGCACGGCAUUUGUUUGUAUGCCUUUAAUUAACCUAUACCCUUUUAAUCAAAUCUUUAAUUGCCU